UUGUGGAGCCUUCCGCCUGCGCCACGCGACUCCGUGACGCCAUCUCCGUGCGCCCGGCCGGCGCGGCGGUCCAUGGCGCUCUUCUGCAUCAACAGGUAUGGUGGUGGGGAGGAGGAGGCGGAGGCGGCGGUGGCCGAGGCGGAGGAUCGGGCUCGGGUCCUACUGGAGCGGCUGCGCCAGCAGGCGAGGGUCCGGCAGCUGAAGAAGCAGCAGGAGGCGCGGCCCGAGCGAGGGGAAGGCGAGCUGCCCGGCGGGGGCGAGCCCGGAGGAGGAAGAAGAAAGAGGACAUGUGAAGAGCAGUCCUGUGCGCACGGACAGAAGAAGCUAAAGAAGAAGCAACAGCCUCGCAGGUCUUCUGAAGAAAGAGCGGAUACUGAGGAGGCAGCAGAUAGCAACACUCCAUCAAAGAAGAAAGAAAAUAGAAUAAAACCGAAAGCGUCUCAAGAGACGACUGAAGCGGAUUCUGAAGAAGACAUCAAACAACAGGAAAACAGAAGCAACCUUAAAAAUAAGUCUUCAAACAGGAAGAAGGCAGACAAGGAAACACAGGGUGCUGAAACAAGGGAGAAAAAAUCCAGUGGAAGAGCUGAAGGAAAUCAAGGCACAAAGGUGGAGCUGUCCUUAGCAGCCUCAGAGGAAGAGGCAAAUCUUCCACCCUCCAGUUUGGUGAUUCUUGAAGACUAUGACAGAAAGCCAGUGCAGAAGGUUCAGCACUUCUUACCACAGUGGCUUGCUCAACCCAAACUAGUGCAAAAACAUAUCAAGGAUAAUUUAGUUCAAAUCAGAGAUGUCCCAGGAAUUCAUCCCAGGCUAUUGAAAAAGCUGCAAAUGAAUGGGAUAGAGUCGUUUUUUCCAGUUCAGGCAGAGGUGAUCCCUGCCAUUCUACAGAGUGCGUCUAACGGGUAUUUGAUGGGGCAGGGAGGAUAUCGCCCCAAAGACAUCUGCGUCUCAGCACCUACUGGCAGUGGUAAAACCCUGUCUUUUGUCAUACCCAUAGUACAGGUUCUGCUCAAUCGAGUAGUUUGCCGGGUACGAGCUCUGGUUGUUCUGCCCACCAAAGAACUGGCACAACAGGUGAGUAAAGUGUUCAACAUUUACACUGAUGGGACAGGUCUGAAGGUCGUUUUGAUUACUGGACAGAAAUCUUUUUCAAAGGAGCAGGAGAUGCUUGUCCAGAAAAAAGUGACAGGCUACUGCAGCCUGGCUGAUAUUAUUGUGGCUACACCAGGACGGCUCACAGAUCACAUUAACCAGACCCCGGGGUUCAGCCUGACGCAGCUUCGCUUCCUGAUCGUAGAUGAAGCUGACCGUAUGAUCGAUGACAUGCACCAAAACUGCCUGAACCAAAUUGUCAAAGCUGCAUUCCAAGUAGAAAAUUACUCUGGCUCCAACAUGUUUUUUCAGAGGACCAAACCAGGGCCUAUAACCGCAGCCAGCUCCUGCUAUCCUCAGAUGCCUUUACAGAAGCUGCUGUUUUCAGCCACGCUGACCCAGGACCCAGAGAAACUGCAGCAGCUGGACUUAUUCCAGCCUCUCCUCUUCACAUCUGUCUAUUCUGAGAAAAAAAUACUUGGAGAUGGAGCAGAGACUGAACAAAACACUAAUAAGAAAUACACACUCCCCGAGGGGCUAUCGCAAUGUUAUGUGCCAUGUGACCUGAAUUCCAAGCCUUUGCUCCUCUUGCAUUUCAUGCUGACAAUGAAAUUUACCCGUGUGUUGUGCUUUACCAACUCCAGGGAAGUUUCUCACAGAUUGUUCCUGCUGGUUCAAGCCUUUGGUGGAGUCGCUGUGGCUGAAUUUUCUUCUCGGUUACCUCCAAAUGAGAGACAGAGAACCAUCAAGGAAUUUGAACAAGGAAAAAUACAACUGUUAAUCAGCACGGAUGCCACUGCACGAGGGAUUGACGUUAAAGGAGUGAAUUAUGUAAUAAACUAUGAUGCACCUCAGUUCAUCAGGACAUACAUUCACAGAGUUGGAAGAACAGCUCGUGCAGGAAAAGUGGGCAUCGCUUUCAGCUUGGUCCUUAGAAUUCAGGAACGUAGGUUUCUGCGGAUGUUGAAGGAUGCCGACAUCCAAGACAUAAAGAAGCACCCAGUGAAGGGCAACUCAUUAAAGCCGUUAGUGCAGCAAUAUGAGGAAGCUCUGUGUAAGCUUGAGAAGACAGUCAAGAACGAACAAGCACAGAAAUGAGUGUAAAUGAAUGGAAGCUGAGAAGGUCAUGUUUUGUGGCACUGAAGCUGCUGAGCAGGCCAGGUCAUGGACUACUUACUACCCAGCACAGAAACAAUGAGAUGCAGUCCCUGGCUCAGUCCAGCUCUCAUAAUGGAGCUGGAUGGUUUGCUCCUCAACCUUAUCAUAUCCAAAGUCAGCUAUUAGAAGCUUCAUUCCCCUUUCAAGGACACUGCAAACAGCGUUCAGUUAGUCGUUUAAAAAAAAAUUGAGAUACAGUUGUCUUGAAGAGGCCUUUGCAUCAUACCCUACUGGCAUAAGUAAAAAUACCACCAGUGAAGAGAACAGCCGUUACACAGCUCUUGAGCAUGGUCCUGAUGGAACUGCUGGUCUCUGAAGCUGCGGGCUGUGCCCUUCUUGCAUCGGAAUGGGGACAACUAAUGCUUGUCACUGCAACUUUUAAUGAAUACUAUAUAUAUUUUUUAAAGUGUCUAAUAAAGAUUCCUGGAUAAGAGGGAUGGA
Messenger RNA from Phalacrocorax carbo (great cormorant), 2691 nucleotides. The record is from RefSeq and is a predicted model, not a curated record. NCBI's taxonomy places the organism in Eukaryota, Metazoa, Chordata, Aves, Suliformes, Phalacrocoracidae.